AUGACAUCCGAAGCCGUCAAGUCGCAUCCGGAGUACCAACACUUCGCAUCCAUUCCAUGGUGCGCAAAAGUCCUCUCCAAGUUCGACUCGCCCUCCCACGUUGUCCAAGUGUCGGCAAAUAGGACAAUCUUGCCAACAAAAGAGAACUCAUAUGUCGGUGGGACUCUCAACACACCAAACACCAUCACCGCCUGGCUUGUUUUGCACCCGCGGCCACAACCGCCAGAUUGGAAAGUCGACGAGUUGUUUUCGCUCAUUACCCUGAAAGAUGGCAUGAUCGGCUUUCCCGAGGCGGCUCAUGGGGGCGCCGUUGCGUUGAUUCUGGACGAAGUCACGGGCAUGACGAUUGUAGCACAGAGACCCGAAGGCGCGGAACCCAACAAGGACUUCCGGACGGCGUAUCUGAACACGACGUUUCUCAGGCCGGUCCCUGCGCCGGGCACGAUUCUUGUCAGGUCCAAGAUCUCCAAGAUCGAGGGGCGGAAGAACUUCGUCAGUGCGCAGAUAGAAGAUCAGAACGGAGAAGUUCUGGCCAAGGCAGAAGUUCUGUACAUUUCGAUACGAACCAAGCUGUAG
This is a messenger RNA of Colletotrichum chrysophilum, 576 nucleotides long. RefSeq lists its product as uncharacterized. The transcript has a single exon. NCBI's taxonomy places the organism in Eukaryota, Fungi, Ascomycota, Sordariomycetes, Glomerellales, Glomerellaceae. The coding region runs from base 1 to 576 and encodes 191 amino acids. The record is from RefSeq and is a predicted model, not a curated record.